CUUAUGGAAGAGAUGGAAGAGGAGCUUAAGUGCCCGGUUUGCGGUUCUUUUUACAGGGAGCCCAUUAUUCUGCCUUGUUCGCACAGUCUGUGUGUGGCAUGCGCCCGUAACAUCCUGGUACAGACUCCUGACUCCGAGUCCCCGCAGAGCCGCCGCGCCUCGGGGGUGUCCGACUAUGACUACCUCGACCUGGACAAGAUGAGCCUAUACAGUGAAGCGGACAGCGGAUAUGGCUCUUACGGAGGCUUCGCCAGCGCCCCCACUACCCCUUGCCAGAAAUCCCCCAACGGGGUGCGGGUGUUCCCUCCGGCCAUGCCCCCUCCUCAGCCCCACCACCACUCAUCUGGCGCUUUGCUAUUGCCCCACGGCCCCCGCAAUUCCUGCAUCACUUGCCCGCAGUGCCACCGGAGCCUCAUCCUGGAUGAGAGGGGCUUGCGCGGUUUUGCUAAGAACCGGGUCCUGGAGGGGGUUAUUGAGCGCUACCAGCAGAGCAAGGCGGCAGCUCUGAGGUGCCAGCUAUGUGAGAAGAGCCCUAAGGAGGCCACGGUCAUGUGUGAACAGUGUGAUGUUUUCUACUGCGAGCCCUGCCGCUUGCGAUGCCAUCCGCCACGGGGUCCUCUGGCCAAGCAUCGACUGCUGCCCCCGGCACAGGGAAGGGUGAGCAGGAGGCUCAGCCCACGCAAGAUCUCCACCUGCACCGACCAUGAAUUGGAGAACCAUAGCAUGUACUGCGUCCAAUGCAAGAUGCCAGUCUGUUACCAGUGUCUGGAAGAGGGCAAGCACUCCAGCCACGAGGUCAAGGCUCUGGGGGCCAUGUGGAAGCUGCAUAAGAGUCAACUUUCCCAGGCUCUGAAUGGACUGUCAGACAGGGCCAAAGAAGCCAAAGAGUUCCUGGUUCAGCUGCGAAACAUGGUCCAGCAAAUCCAGGAGAACAGUGUGGAGUUCGAAGCCUGCUUGGUCGCCCAGUGUGAUGCACUAAUUGAUGCACUGAACAGAAGGAAGGUGCAGCUUCUCGCCAGAGUGAACAAGGAGCACGAGCACAAACUGAAAGUUGUACGGGAUCAGAUUUCUCACUGCACCGUGAAGCUGCGCCAGACCACUGGACUGAUGGAAUAUUGUUUGGAAGUCAUUAAAGAAAAUGAUCCUAGUGGAUUUCUUCAAAUCUCUGAUGCACUUAUUCGGAGAGUGCACCUGACUGAAGAUCAGUGGGGGAAAGGAACACUCACGCCAAGGAUGAACACAGAUUUUGAUCUAAACCUGGAUAGUGCACCUCUUCUGCAGUCCAUUCAUCAACUUGACUUUGUACAAAUGAAAGUUCCCUCUCUAGUACCAGCUCCACCAAUCUUACAAAUGGAAGAAUGUUGCACCCAUAACAACAGUGCCACGUUGUCAUGGAAACAGCCUCCCAUGUCCAUGGUGCAAGCUGAAGGAUAUAUUCUGGAGCUAGAUGACGGCAAUGGCGGUCAGUUCAGGGAAGUGUUUGUUGGGAAAGAGACAAUGUGUACAGUGGAUGGGCUUCAUUUUAAUAGCACUUAUAAUGCUCGAGUCAAAGCCUUUAACAAGGCUGGGGUUAGCCAGUACAGUAAGACGCUGGUCCUGCAGACAUCUGAAGUUGACAUUAAUAAACUGGUGCCAGUUGCCUGGUUUGCAUUUGACCCGGGUUCAGCACACUCAGACAUCAUCUUCUCCAAUGACAACCUGACCGUCACAUGUAACAGUUAUGACGACAGGGUGGUGCUGGGAAAAACUGGCUUUUCCAAAGGGAUCCACUACUGGGAGCUGACAAUUGACCGGUAUGAUAAUCACCCUGAUCCAGCCUUCGGUGUGGCUCGUAUAGAGGUGAUGAAAGACGUCAUGCUGGGGAAAGAUGACAAAGCAUGGGCUAUGUACGUGGACAACAACCGCAGCUGGUUCAUGCAUAACAACUCACACACCAACAGGACUGAAGGGGGCAUCACAAAAGGAGCAACCGUUGGAGUCCUUUUGGACUUUACCCGUAGAACCUUGACAUUUUCCAUAAAUGAAGAACAGCAGGGCCCAAUUGCGUUUGAGAACAUGGAAGGACUCUUCUUUCCCGCUGUGAGCCUGAAUAGGAAUGUACAGGUAACACUUCAUACUGGUUUGCCAGUCCCUGAGAUCUGCACAUCCAGAACAUCUUUACAGCCUUAAAAGGUGUCGAGAAGAUUUUUUUUUUUUUCCUGUGGAUCGCCAAUUUGGACCUCCAUAAGCAGCAAGAAAAUAUUUAAUAUUUUUGCAUACACUGGAAUCGAGAGAGAAUCUACACACAAAGUGUUCCUGCCACAUAAUGGCACAAGGAAAAUAGAACAUUCAAUGUGCAUAUUUGCUUUGAUAUUUAGCACUUUCAAUUUAUUAAUCUUGAAAAGCCUGAAAUGUUAGUCACUUUUUUUUUUCUUUUUAUAUAUUUUUUGCAGUCUGAACUCUUUUAUGUAUAUAGAGGUUGUUGCUUUUCCAUUUGAAAUUUGCUGCUGUCAGUACAAAAGCCUUCAAAAGUAAACAGCAAAAUGAAACCAGAUGCCCUACUGUUAAAAUUUAUUAUUUAUACCUAUCAUAUUUAAUGGUGCUGUACCAGAGGGUAAAUAAAGAUCUAAUGCACACAACUAUACACUGAUACAGUAGCCAAAAGCUUAAAUUCUAAAGGUUACUCCUAAGAUCAAUUUGUA
This is a messenger RNA of Bombina bombina (fire-bellied toad), 2681 nucleotides long. RefSeq names its product tripartite motif containing 9 (gene TRIM9). The transcript has 11 exons. The record is from RefSeq and is a predicted model, not a curated record. NCBI's taxonomy places the organism in Eukaryota, Metazoa, Chordata, Amphibia, Anura, Bombinatoridae. Gene Ontology annotation, molecular function: protein binding; zinc ion binding. The coding region runs from base 4 to 2169 and encodes 721 amino acids.